CUCUUUGGAAGUUAUUGAAUUUCAUAUUGAAAACCAUUUUGCAAUAGAUUAGCAAGUAAGCUAGAAUUUGUCUUUCGGACGUGUUUUGAAAUCAUUCAAUUGCAUUACAUUUGCUGUGUUAAUUUCUUCGGAGAUAUUAGGAAUAUCAGUUCUUUUGAGAACGCAGUCACUGUUGACCUGCCCAUUAGAGACUCUCAGAUAACAUCAAAUCAUCCAUCAUGUCUGGAUCAGUUGACCAGAAGAUGUUGACUCGUUACAUUGAGUUGGAGAAGGAGGUCCAGCAGCUGGAGGUUCAAGGUGUCCUCAAGAACUAUGAUGUUAAGAGGAAAGCUGCGGAUGAUGUGGCUGAGACUAUCAAGUCUGUCGAGAUCACAGUAAAACAGUUAGAAGAACAAACGAAGAAGGAGAAGGAUGAUGUCGACAGAACUGUUAAAAACAAAUCACUCAAGGAAUAUUUCAAAGAUGACGUACAUUAUCAGAGCGAGCUGAACAGAGAGCAGGAAGAAUAUCUGGAGGCUAAAAACAAGGAAGAGGUUGCCAAGCAACAGCUGCUCGACCUGAAGAACCAACAUGCAGGCUUGACAGGCGAGGCCGCCUCUAUCAAGGGACCUGCAGAUCAGCUCAAGAGUAAAUAUGAAGAGAGGGACAAACUGCUCUCUGAUAUAUUUGGUGGAGAAUACGGCAGUGACCUUGAAAACAAGCUGGAAGCCAUGUACGAUACCCUGAUGGACCAAAAACAGCGUGUGAGCGUGGCGAACUACAAAUGGACAAACGCACGCAUCCUCCUGUAUCAUGCUGUCAACCAGCUUUCCCAUGCUGUACAACGGUGGAAACAGAUUAUGACUGUUGGCGACGAUAAUAAUCUCAAGUACCUAAUGGCAACAGAAGCCAGAAAUAACAAUGUUGCCGCUGUGCAGAAUCUUGAGGCUUGCGCUCGCUAUUUGGGCACUUCAAUUGAGUUCCCAUAUUGCAAACCACAAGAAUUGCAAACUUUGACCCUUGCCACUCAAAAUAUCUACAUUGACAUGCAGGAUGCCAAUCGUCACCAGCAUGCCACCAUGUGUUAUGACACCACCUGGCGCCGUGCAUCGGCCCUCCUGCAGUGGUUCGACAAUGUUAUUGCCAACACAAUCCAGAAAGAUCUUAUGAAAGUCACGGAGGAAGGAAGGAAGGUCGAGAAAGAUCUACGAGCAGAGAGAAUCCGUCUCAUUCGUGAGAAAAUCAAGGAAAGUGGGGGCGAUGUGUCUACUCUCAAUGAAGCAGGUCUCAAAGGAUUGACAGAUGGUUUCUCCCAUAUGGACCAGACGCAGAUGUCUGAGGAGGACAUGGACCUCCAUGGUAUCGGAGUCACCAAGCCGGCCCCGCUUGAUGAUGGAGGAAAUCUCCCUGACGCUCCACAGAUGAAUAAUGACCGACCAGCCCCGGCUCCAACACCGCUCCCUCUGAGUGAGCUGGCCAAAAUGCCCACAGAGAGUGACCUGUUUGGUGACAUUUCCCUCCUGAAAGAACAAUACGUCAAAAACACCGAGGAAUACCUUAAAGCCCAAGACAUGAACAAAGCCCGCGUGUCUGCUGGUCUUCAUGACAAGAUUGAGCAGAGAAAGCAGAGGAGACGACACAAACAACAGGCGUAAAGGGAGAUAACUUGUGUGUAAAGGCACAGGAGAAUGUCUCCAGACUUGACUUGUCAGGUUUUAAAGGGAAUUAACUCUCUUUCCUAAGAGACUUCAGACUUUCUAAAGGAUUUACUAACUUUUCUAUUGGACUUGUUACUUUUAAAGGGAAUUAACUCUCUUUCCUAAGAGACUUCAGACUUUCUAAAGGAUUCAUUCACUUUCCAUUGGACUAAAUAAUUUUAAAGGGAACUAACUUUUAAUGAUUAAUGAAAUAUUUAUUAAUGAUUAAUAAAAUAUUUAUUCUCAGUCAUUUAUUUUGAAACAUGUGUAUAAAAUUGUAUAUAUAAUAUUCUCUGACACUCACGUUGAGUGUUAAGUUGUUUGUGUGUGAUAAUCUAUCUUUUUACAUCUAUAUGUCGAAUCACAUGGACAAUGCAUAAAACACUUUCUCGAUGAAAGAUCACACGAUACACAAUAUUUCUCUUUCUACGAGCCCACUCAUAUUGUAUUAGGCAAGUUGAGGGCUUGUGAACUUUUAGAGCCUUUACCCAUGAUGGAUUGUUUUUUUUGCUCAUGUUGAUGUCACGAUGUCUUAUUGCUCAUUGUAUUAUACUGGUAUCAUUCCGUCCUGUUAACCCAUGAUAAUUUUGUUUAUACAUUUUGUUACCAUUAGUUUGUGUAUUUCACCUGUCCUUAUAUUUUGUAUUUUGUAACAAAUUAUGUAUACGCAUUAUAGAGCUGAAGACAAGAUACACUAAUACACGAUACACUAAUAUAAGACACAAUAAUACAAGAUACACUUAUAAAAGAUACACUUACUAAAACAAGAUACAAAAAUACAAGAUACACUUCUACAAUAUGCAACAAUAGAAGCUAAAACACUAAAAUCUAGAUUAAUCUGAACUGUAUUUUUGUCUUCAGCUUUACACAAUUUGUGAAAGUAAUCAGUAUUUGGCACAUUUUUUUCAGGUACAUUUUCUUUCAUCUUUGACAAUAACAUUAUUGACUAGAACAGUUUGCAAGAUGAAACAGUGGUUUGUAAAUUAUUGUUUGAUAGUGUUGUAUAAUUCAUUUCUGUGUGAUUUUCUUGUGUUUUUUUGGUUUAAAAAUAGUUGUUUUUGAACUCCUCAAAUGUUACAGUUUCAUCUGUUAAUGUUUGAUCCAAUUAUUGGACAUAGUGCGUAAGGAAUAUUAUGAAGUUGAUUGAUCUUUGUUGUUGUUGUUUUCUGCAUUGCUUGCCUAAGUCCAUAUCGCACGAGACUAUACAAGAAGUGCUUACACCAAAUUUUACUGUAGAUCAUACUUAGGAAGGUGAAAUGGUGAAUCAAAUCGGGUUUAGACUCUUAAUACUAUGUUUAUUACAAUGAGAAAAAACAAAUCUCAAACAAUUUAUCUAAGUCCAUUAAUAUGAUCAAUGGCAAUAAAUGGAAUCGUAUUCUGGGGAGAAUGACUCUGUACUGUUGUAAAAUUCGGUAUGUUGUUUAAUAAUUGAUUUAUUUUCUUAAAACCAUCAAGUCAUUUUAACAUGUUUAAUAAAUAUUUUGGGCAUAGCUCUUUAUCAGCAUUUAACAUGUUAAAAGUAUCACAAAAUGACAUGCUUCCCAAGGAUAGAUUAUGAUGGAUUUGUUUAAUCUUUUUGUUUGUCUGCGAAAAAAAUUAUGAAAUGUAAUCAUUUUGUAUAAGUUGUCAUGAAAUAUGUAAUUCAAUUGACAUACCAAUCAAUGAAGAAGUUGUCAUAUUUUUCUGGUGCGAUUACACAAUCCUGAUAAAUGUUCAAGUGCAGGGUUGAUAAACGCCUGUAAAAUUCCAAUCUUGCCUAUCCUGGAUUUAGUUAAGUAUGAGAAAUUCAGGCCAGAUACAGUGUUAUACCUUAUGGAAACUGUUUUCAAAGCAAUGUCAAGGUCUUAUCACUUUUUUAAUUCAAAUGUCCAGCAACAAAAAACGUCCAGCAACAAAAAACAUAUAACCAAAUAAAUAUAUGCUAGACUGGAAGCUUACCAGCCUGAUUUCAGUAUCAAUUCUGAGUUUUAUCUUCCCUUCAGCGGCUAUUGCUCGAAAUUUGCUAAAAAUAUCGUUAAUCAAUCUGAACACUCCAAAUUGUUACAGGUCAUAAAAGUUAUUACUUUUAAUUUAGCUAAGUGUCUCUUCAUGUAGAAAUCUCUCAAAACUAUAAUAAAAGUGUCAAUCAUUUA
Messenger RNA from Mya arenaria, 3808 nucleotides. RefSeq lists its product as uncharacterized. NCBI's taxonomy places the organism in Eukaryota, Metazoa, Mollusca, Bivalvia, Myida, Myidae. Bases 219 to 1634 code for a protein of 471 amino acids. The record is from RefSeq and is a predicted model, not a curated record. The transcript is spliced from 15 exons.